Messenger RNA from Paramuricea clavata, 2551 nucleotides. NCBI's taxonomy places the organism in Eukaryota, Metazoa, Cnidaria, Anthozoa, Malacalcyonacea, Plexauridae. The record is from the annotation of a GenBank genome assembly.
UUCGAAUUUGCCCAAAGAGAAACAACAUGGCGGCAAAGGUGAGUGCGUUCAAUUUUAAUUUCUCAUUAUUUUUGCUAAAAAUCAACACUCUUGUACCAGUUUUCCUCCCAAUCUUUAAUUUACCUAGUCCAAAUUAAGUUGCUGUUUUAUUUUUGUGUGUUUAAAAUCAUUCUAUUCAUUGUUUUCGUUGCUUUUUUAGACAUUUCUCGUCAUAAUCUUGGACGUUGGUCCAUCCAUGUGCCAAGCAGCGGCUGGCCAUGAAACGGCGCUGGAGACAUCAGUUAAAGCGAUCAAGAUGAUUCUGACGAGAAAAGUAUAAGUUGAUCUAAUGUAUUUUGUGUGAUUCGUUUGUUUAAGCUAUGUAGAAUAUGUACAAAUCAGUAGAAAGUAACUGCUACAACAUUGUAAUGAUUGUAUUAACCCUUUAAGUGGCAAUGUGCCCUACUUUGUUAUUUUACUCUCUCUAACUCCACACGAUUUUACCUGUCAGGGGAGAGUGCUGCCACUCAAUUGGUUAAUAUCAUUUUGUAUUAGUAAGUUGCAAUUAUAGACAUUAUAAUUAUGUAGUAUAUUUGCAACCAAAAGUCAAUAUUUGAAAACACAUCCAUCUUUAUAUACAGUGUAUAAAACAAAAGAUGAUCGUCAAUGUGACUGUGCCUACUUACCAGGAUGCAUUCCAUGUAAACUCAUGCCGACGAUACACCAAUAUUUACUAUAAAUAUAUAGUAUUGUAAUUUGCCAAACUCACGUCGGAGAUCUUCAGCAUACAGUAUUGCUCUUAAAAUGCACCCUGGCCUACUUUGAUCAGAUUGUCCAUCAAGACAAAUAAUGCAAGUUUGCAGUAUGCACACCUUGUUCAUUGAUCGUGUUACACAAACACAAUUUUCUUGUAACCCCCUGAAUCCCUGCCACUUUCCUCCUGUACCUCCCUACCCUACCCCCCGGAAAUAUCUGCACCCUUCCCAGACUUUGAAAUGAGUUUAGUUGAGUUUUAGUUGAACUGUUUUUUUAGAUGUUUACUUCUCCUAAGGACGAAGUAGCUCUUGUACUAUUUGGAACUGAGGGUAAUCUAACUUUAUAAUCUAACUUAUUAAUAAGUCUUAUUUAUAUAUACAUACAGGGCUCUCUGUGAAGACCACUCUUCAAAACUGCAGCUGGUCAACAGCCAUUUGCCUAUUGAGCUGUCCACAUUUGGAACAAUUUAGAUAAAAACUUGAAAGAUAGCACAAGUUUCCCUUAAAAUCUUCAAGACAGCACUUGAAAAACUUUGCUUCCCAAGGAGAAUGUUUUUGUUAAUAACUUACUAAACUUUGUGCAUGGUUAAAAAAAUUGUAAAUAAUUUCUGAGAAAUUUUAUUGAAUAUCUAUCUAUCUAUAUAAUUUACUGGAUUAUGUAGAAGUCCAGUAAGAGCCAUUUCUUACUUUUCCAGUGUUACUACAAGAGAAAAACUGGGAAUUGAGAGAUUAAGCCUUUAAGUUGUAAUGUACCCUGAUGUAAUCAUAUUAAUGAUCAAUUAAAUACUCAUUAGUUGCCAAUUAAUUAAUUAAAGAAACAGAAAAUGUGUUGGCUGAUGAUUCUGGUGGAUAUGAAAAUGUCAAAGUUGUGAAGAAAUUCUCCCCUCCAGACCAAGAGUUACUGCAAUAUGUCCAUGAUGGAAUUAUACCUGGUAGGGAUUGUUUAUUAUUAGUUAUACGUUAGAUCAGAAUUAGUAAGGCAUCAAAAAAUACCUGUGGUUCCGGUUUCAUGGUUUUUCAAAAAAAAAUACCUUGUGGUUCUGGUUAUCGGAAUUUUUUUUUUUGAAUAUUUUUUCAUGGUUUUUUCAAUCAUUAGUGUGACAACAGAUGCCAUUUUGGCAGCAGCCUGCAACCACCCAGAGAAAAUAGGGUUGCACGGUCAAUCGCGUUGAAAAAAUAAUAGCGUCAGCAGAAAAAAAUAGAGUCUGUCGGGAACCAGAACCACAGGACCGGUAUUUUUUUAUGCCUAAAUAUUAGCACAGUCACAUAUAUACAGGACUGGGAAAAACCCUAACUGUUUACAACAACAAGGCACAUACUAACAGCCCAGGGAUGCCAGAACUGGGGCAGCUGCCCCUCUUGCCUUUUGCUAGGAGGGGCAUUAAGGGGGCCCGGGGGUCAGAAGUGCCCUUUGAGAUAUAAAAUAGUAAAUACUACCUGAUAAAUCACAUUUCCAGUGAUGCUUUUUGGGCAGAAUCAUGAGGUGUGAUCUUGAAUGUGACCGGAUUAAGUGUGUUUGCUUUCAUUGGCAAGUCAACACAUAAUUGUAGGACUUGGUGCCCUUUGGUGUGCGUUUGCCCCCCUUGCCUUUUUAUUGUUCCGGCGUCCCUGUAACAGCCCCUUCUUGGAAGAAUUGCUUAGCACAUUCCACUCCUGCAUUAUUCUACGUACAUUCUAAACAUUGACGAUUAUUUAUUGUUUCAGGAAAUGAAGAAGCAGACUGUAUCCUUCCAGUUGUCUUUACUAUAGGCAAUCUGCAAUUUUACACAACCUAUUUGGCUGUAUCAACCCAUUCAGAUGUUUCAAAUAAUUAUUAA